Messenger RNA from Ylistrum balloti, 2820 nucleotides. Its product is annotated as atrial natriuretic peptide receptor 1-like. The coding region runs from base 31 to 2820 and encodes 929 amino acids. The record is from RefSeq and is a predicted model, not a curated record. Gene Ontology annotation, molecular function: protein kinase activity; ATP binding; peptide receptor activity. Lineage: Eukaryota; Metazoa; Mollusca; Bivalvia; Pectinida; Pectinidae. The transcript has 21 exons. Gene Ontology annotation, biological process: cGMP biosynthetic process; protein phosphorylation; intracellular signal transduction.
GCCGUCAAAAACGAGAGCAGAAUCAUCGUCAUGAUUGUACCGGAAACAGAACUCCGUAGAUACAUGCUCAGGGCCGCCGCACUGGGCAUGACAGGAGGUGAUUAUCAGUUUGUGUUCCUAAAAACCACACUUCCGUCGAAAAGUGACAUUGACAAUUUAGCGAGUACAUGGAUGUGGGAGAGAGGGGACGGUUACGACGCUGAGGCGAAACAAGCCUUCAGAAAUGUCUUAUAUGUGAUCUUUGGAAAUACACAUGAAGAUAUUGGAGCUUGGCAUCAGAUAGCAAAGGAGGCUUCGGCGAGAGUGUAUCCCCCCGGCUCCAGCAACAUGCCUGUCUUAUCAGAGCCAGAUAAAUAUUCGAUCUAUCUACACGACGCCAUCUUGCUUUACGCCAAAGUAUUAAACACAACUUACAUACCGACGCCUACCCGUCCACUCAGCGGCGCGGACAUCGCAAAAACUACUCACACCAUUUCAUUUCAAGGUCUGUCUGGUUUGGUGUUGAUGUCCGUUCACGCUGACCGCUACCCAGGGGUGGCAAUCUUCGAUCUUCUUGAAAACAACACUUUCGCGGAAGUCGCUCAUCUUCAAUACGACUUACUCAAUGGCAAGCCUCAUUCGGAUUCCCAUGUAGGAAUUAUCCGGUGGGGAGAUGGCAGAACUAGCGAUGAAUAUGUCCCGCCCGAUGUUCCCGUCUGUGGCUUCCACGGGGAGCUUUGUAUCCAGGAGUCAGGAACACAAGUGGAACUGUAUGUCGGAUUGUCAGUCGGUAUGGUGGGACUUCUCUUCGUACUUCUGCUUAUUUUCAGGUUCUGGCGACGUGAGAGGGAACUAAAUAACAUGGGCUGGAAGAUUCCUUUCCAUGCUCUGGAUUUCGAGGUUGGCAGAAGGAAUCGAUCUUUAAUGAACAUGUCGGUUCACAUGACCAAGAGUACCAAGAGUUUAGGAACGGACAGACAAACAGAGUACACGUACGGUCAGACGACUAUGACCGACUCUUUCUCAGAGGCCAUACAAAAACAGGAGCACAGCUCUGUAGCAAUAGCCAAGUUUAAGCGGUCAGUAGUAGCGGUCAAACAUAUCAGGAAAAAGAAGGUCACCACUACAGACCGAGCAUUCCUCAAAGAAAUGAAAAUGCUGAUGGAUCUGAAGCACAACAAUCUGACAACGUUGCGGGGGGUCUGUACCGAUCCUGGUCAUAUCUGCGUUUUGUGGGAAUACUGCGGUAAAGGCAGUCUAAAGGAUAUCCUUGCUAAUGAUGAUAUAAAAUUAGACACAAUGUUCAAAUUAUCAUUGGCAGUUGACAUCUGUAAGGGACUCGAAUAUAUUCACCGAUCAGACCUCAAGUUCCAUGGUGGACUUCAGAGUUCCACGUGCGUAGUGGACAGUAGAUGGACAUGUAAACUGACCGAUUUCGGACCACGCUAUCUCAUGAAUGGUGUUGAGGCAGACCCUACAGAGGAAAAUCGAUUCAAGGCGUUAUUUUGGACGGCCCCAGAAUUUCUGAAGAAAGCCCUAAAUAAAAGGAUGAGGCUUGGUUCACAAUCCGGAGACAUUUACAGCUUUGGGGUGAUCGCUAUGGAGAUAGUGACCAGAGAGCUGCCGUACCAGUCUUCAGACUUCACGGCAGACGAAAUAAUCCGGAAUAUUUUGAUACCCAAGGAUGGUUUGUAUUAUCGACCAAAAUUUACGUCACUCACUGACAACUUUCCGGAAGCUGAACAUAUCGGAGGGAUACAGAAACUGGUGGAGAGGUGCUGGAACGAGGAUCCGUCACUCCGGCCGACAGCUAAAACGGUCCUCAAAGUUCUGAACAAGAUCAAUCCAUACAAGAAAUCUAAUGUGAUCGAGAAUAUGAUGACGAUGAUGGAGAAGUAUUCUAAUCAGUUAGAGGACCUUGUUGACGAGAGGACGGCCCAGCUGGAGGAGGAAAAACGCAAAACGGAGUCUCUCCUCUACAGGAUGUUACCAAGGAAGAUAGCUGAACAGUUAAGGAUAGGAAUGUCUGUCCAGGCUGAGGCCUUUGAGACGGUGACAAUUUAUUUCUCGGAUAUCGUUGGUUUUACUUCCAUAGCUGCUGCUAGUACACCAUUACAGAUCGUGGAUCUACUUAACGCUCUUUAUACAGUAUUUGAUGACACGAUCAAACAUUUCGAUGUUUACAAGGUUGAGACCAUUGGAGAUGCCUAUAUGAUUGUCAGUGGACUUCCAGAGAAAAAUGGGAACAAACACGUUACAGAGAUGGCUUCUGUCUCAAUAGCUCUUUUGAAUGAAGUCAGGAAAUUUCAGAUUCCACACAAACCUAACGUCCACCUAGAAAUUCGCAUCGGCCUGCACAGCGGUCCAGUGGUGGCUGGAGUGGUUGGCCUUACCAUGCCUCGGUACUGUUUGUUCGGAGACACGGUCAAUACCGCUUCUAGAAUGGAAUCAAACGGUCAAGCCUUGAAAAUACACAUGAGUGAUGCUACCUAUACCUUACUAAAGGAGGCUAGAAAGUUCAAGAUAUCUGAAAGAGGAGAAAUGGAAAUCAAGGGUAAAGGUAGGAUGGUGACGUAUUGGUUGGAAGGGUUUGAAAGUGAAGAAGAUUUCUACAUGCUGACGAGGAAGGCAACAUCUAUCGAUAUCGAACUUCAGUCAGCGUCUACCCUAGAUCUUAGUCACGCAAAUAUCAGCCCGGAGGCUAACAGAGAACAAAACAAUUCCAGGCCAUUUAAAAUGCCGCAGUUGCCAUCAGCUUUUGAUAUCCAAAAACAGAACACAGCUGCUUCUGAUAUUUUUGAUCCUGCGGACGAUUUUGACAUGGAAGAGUAUCCGCGUUGA